Molecule: messenger RNA, 1902 nt
Organism: Amaranthus tricolor (Joseph's coat)
Lineage: Eukaryota; Viridiplantae; Streptophyta; Magnoliopsida; Caryophyllales; Amaranthaceae
Exons: 3
Coding region: 1-1902 (633 amino acids)
Molecular function (GO): zinc ion binding; nucleic acid binding
Source: RefSeq, a predicted model, not a curated record
AUGAACAAUCAGGAUAGAUUAGAGGAGAUAGCCCUGACUGUUCAGCAACUCUCCCAAACUGUAGCCAGACUUGUUUUGAACCAACCAAGAGGAGUUGUGCCUAUGCCCCAACAUGAUAGAAACACUGAGGAUAGGACCAUAAGGAUUGAUGUACCUGACUUUGGAGGGAUGCACCAUAGCCCUGAGGAAUACCUAGAUUGGGAGGCUGAGUUAGAAAGGUACUUUGAAUUUAAAGAAACAUCUGUUGAACAGAGAUAUAAAUUGGCUAAAAUCAAAUUGAACAAACUAGCAGCAAAUUGGUUUGAGGGAGGGACCAGGUCUGUAGCAGACUAUAUCCAAGAGUGUGAAAGACUUGUUGUUUUGUGUAACAUUGCUGAUUCUGAAGAGAUGAGGAUAGGGAAAUUCAUAGGAGGCCUUAGGGAAGAUUUGAGAGAAAAACUUGAAGUUAUGCAGCAUUUAAACUUUGACACUGUAUGCAACAAUGCCCUUAUACAUGAGAAGUAUGCUAAGAAGAGAAGCAAUUACACACAGCCCUUUAAGCUCAUUGCACCUAAACCUAGCACCAGUAGCAACAGCAUGGGAAAUAUGGGAAUAAGUACCAGUGCCUCAAACAGGAACAUCAACAUAACAACACCUAAUAAGCGUAAGGAUAGACCCAAUGCACCCCUGAAGGACAUUAUAUGCUUUAAGUGCCAUGGUCAUGGUCACAUAAAGAAAGAGUGCCCUAAUUCAAGAGCCUUCACCAACAUGGAAUGGACUGAGAUCAAUGAGAGGGAAAGGAAACCUAGGGCUAUGCUUGUUGCUAAGGAUGGGAAGGAAGAACUCAUAUUACCCUCUACACCAGCUGAUGACCCAGAAGAAGAGGAAGUCAGAGAGCAACUGUACCCUGAGGAAGGGAGAUACCAUUUGCUGAUAAGGAGAAACUUUCAUGCCACACCAAAAGGAAGAAAAUCAUACCAAAGGAAGAGUAUUUUCCAAACAAAGUGCAGGAUCAAAGAUAAGGUUUGUGAUCUAAUAAUUGAUGGAGGGAGUGAGACUAAUUGUGUGAGUGCACAGCUGGUUCAGGACCUCAACCUACACACACAAAACCAUCCUAAUCCAUACAAAUUAAGGUGGCUAGAUAGUAAAGCUGAAGGAUUUGUAAAGAAACAGUGCUUGAUCAAUUUCUCCAUAGGUUCAUAUAGUGAUGAGAUUCUAUGUGAUGUUUUAGACAUGAGUGCAUGCCACAUAUUAUUGGGGAGACCUUGGCAACAUGACAGGCACUCAAUACACAAUAGUUUCACUAACAUUUACACUAUUAAGCAUGAAGGGAAAUUAAAAGACCUCAUACCCUUACCACCACAUAGGAUUAGCCUCACACCAGUUAAGCAAAAGAAAGUUAGUUUCAUCAUGAGCAAAGGGGAGUGCCACAGGGAAGUUAAAGAAGGAGGGGAGUUGUUGUUCCUAUUUACCAAGGAAAUUAAUGAGAGCACAAACCAACAUCAUCCCAAGGUUGAAGAGCUGUUGAAGGAGUUUAGUGAUGUGUUCCCACAUGAGCUACCUGAGGGACUACCACCAGUGAGGGGAAUAGAGCAUCAAAUAGACUUGAUACCUGGAUCACAAAUCCCAAACAAACCAGUGUAUAGAACCAAUCCACAGGAAGCCUUAGAAUUGCAAAAACAAGUGGAUGAGCUAUUAGCCAAAGGAUAUGUGAGGGAGAGUAUCAGUCCUUGUGCUGUACCCACAUUGUUAGUACCCAAGAAGGAUGGGACCUGGCGUAUGUGCAUUGACAGUAGAAGUGUGAAUAAUAUAACAAUCAAAUAUAGGUUUCCCAUCCCUCGCAUAGAUGAUAUGCUAGAUGAGCUCACAGGAGCACAGUGGUUUAGUAAGAUUGAUUUGAGAAGUGGGUAUCAUCAAAUAUGA